AUGGAACAAAAUUAUUUAGCGACAGAUACUGAUCUUUAUGCUGCAACAAACAUUUUUUCAAAAUAUUUGCAAGCUAAAUCAGAUAAUGAAGAAAAAGAAAUACAAUGUGAUAUUAUAAAUGAAAAUAAUUGUACGUCUUCAACUGAUGUUACUCGCUUAUCGUAUAAAGAGCGAUUACGAUGGCACUUAAAAGAAUUUUGCUAUAAAACUUCAAUUCAUGGUGUACCAAUGUUGGAAAAUGCACCCAAUAAUAUUUAUCGCAUGAUUUGGAUAGCAUUAUUGUUGGCUUGUGCAAUUGUAUUCGUCUUACAAGCAAUAUUCAUUGUUGCGAAAUACCAAAGAAAUGAUAAAAAUACCAUUAUUGAAUUGAAAUUUGAAACAGGUUAA
Messenger RNA from Dracunculus medinensis (Guinea worm), 387 nucleotides. The record is from the annotation of a GenBank genome assembly. NCBI's taxonomy places the organism in Eukaryota, Metazoa, Nematoda, Chromadorea, Rhabditida, Dracunculidae.